AUGUCAUGUGUAACUAAGGAGUCGCCAGCAACCAACGCAUCAGCCAACGGUACCAACAACAACAACAACAACAACAAAAAAGGGGGAUCCUGUCGCACAACAACAACAUUGGUAAGAGACCGUAAAGGAGGGGAAAUCACCUGGAGAGCAACAAGCGGAAACUGCGGUCUUAUGAAUAUCCCGCAGUGA
Messenger RNA from Drosophila gunungcola (fruit fly), 189 nucleotides. Its product is annotated as putative mediator of RNA polymerase II transcription subunit 26. NCBI's taxonomy places the organism in Eukaryota, Metazoa, Arthropoda, Insecta, Diptera, Drosophilidae. The record is from RefSeq and is a predicted model, not a curated record.